UCUUUGAAGUAAGUAACAAUAUGGUAUUUUGGUAACUGUGAUUACCGUGGUGAAUUCUUGUUAAGGAUGACAGCUCUAAUCUGCUGUCAGACUCCAUCUGCUUCCAGGGAUUUAAUCUGGUUAGCUCUUGGAUGGCACCAAUUAAUCUCACAACGCACGAAGCAAAUGGGAGAUGAAUGCAUGACUGUCUGCAUGCUGUUUAUGUGGUUUACCAUGCCUGUGUUUUACACACCUAUACCUCGAAAUCUGAGAGUGGGUCUGGCUAAUGCAAGCGGCUCUGUGUUUUUAAAUAACAGGACGAGAGACAGUGAAGACCUCAGAGACUUUUAUCAAGAUAAUGAAGCGUGCAGUGAGAUCUCCUCUCAUCUUCCACUGCAGAUGCUGCUGUAUUUCAACAGCUUCUUCUUUCCUUUAUGGUGGAUUUCUGAGGUUGUCAUGUUGGAUUUAAAGUUCUCUUUAUUGCCGGUGUAUUACCAGUGCUUGUUGGUGACGGGAUUGGUGCUGAUUAGCAUAUUUGAAGUAUUGCGUGUGUAUCUGGGUUACAUCGGGAACCUCAAAGAGAAGGUUCCAGAGUUAGCUGGAUUCUGGUUGCUGUCCUUCCUCUUCCAGCUGCCUAUUCUCCUCUUCUUCAUCACAGAUGAAAACAUCAUCAUUCUGCCUCUGGAGCGAGCCGUUCAUUCUCUCUACCUGGCCUUUCUUCUGGCCGAGGUCCUGGCUUCGUUUUUCGCUUUGCGGGUCAUGACUCGUAAACUCGCUCUGCAGUUUCACAUGAGUCAGUUUGGUCCUGUACAGAGUCUUCAUACAGUAGACACCUUGCCUAUGGUUGGAUUGUCAUAUGGAACCAGAAGUGUGUUGCCUGUGAGGGACAUCCAGCCCUGCUGAGAGUUUAUGGACCAUGGAGGUUGAUGCAUGGGCUGUAACCAAGCAGAAAGUCUUCCAUGACAUCAUUCUGAUCUUGGAGUACAAAGUAGGAGAGAUUGGGUUGCUAUGGUGAACGUGAUUUCACCCAUCAGGUCAUGGAUCUGUUCCUGUGUAUCAACCAAUCUGACUGCCGGAUUAGGUUUAGGGGCAAGGUUAGGUUUAAGACUAGGUAUUUAUUUCCCUGUGAUUUUAUGGGAUUUAGGUUAUGGGUUGAGUUUUUGUAAGGACUUUUUGUUUGAAUGUUGAAUGUUGUUCCAGGACCGACAAAGGAUGUUGAUUCAGGUGUUUAUCUUACUUGGCAAUCACAUCAACCAAGUUGUUACAUGGUUGGGGAAGCUUAAAUUUUGUACGAAGCUUUUAAAUAUUUAUGCUUCUCCACUUUGUAACAACAUUCUC
Paramisgurnus dabryanus is the source of this 1317-nucleotide messenger RNA. Its product is annotated as transmembrane protein 17A. NCBI's taxonomy places the organism in Eukaryota, Metazoa, Chordata, Actinopteri, Cypriniformes, Cobitidae. Gene Ontology annotation, cellular component: ciliary transition zone. The record is from RefSeq and is a predicted model, not a curated record. Gene Ontology annotation, biological process: non-motile cilium assembly.